Messenger RNA from Aphanomyces astaci, 1542 nucleotides. RefSeq lists its product as hypothetical. The record is from RefSeq and is a predicted model, not a curated record. Lineage: Eukaryota; Oomycota; Saprolegniomycetes; Saprolegniales; Verrucalvaceae. The transcript has 4 exons. The coding region runs from base 1 to 1542 and encodes 513 amino acids.
AUGAAGCCCGAGCCCGCCACCCCGCGUGCCUUGGUACCCCCGACGACAUACGACCCACAACAAGGAUCGUUGUCUGACCGCACCCUCGACGAUGGCUUCUACAGCGCGUCAGCGGCGGCGGCGACCCCGCAGCCAGAAGCUGCAACGGAACCGAUGGCGAGCCUCCCGCGUGUGCAAGCAAUACCACGGAUCCCGGAGACGUCCGGGCAACAACGUGAUACCCACCAGGCGCGGCCUACGGUGGUCUCCCAGCACCGUCCUACCGCCCACAAGCGCGACAGUCGUCGCGGGUGGGCGUUGAAGGGUAUAAUUCACGGUGGACAACGUGUCGCACCGUCACAACAUACGUCGUUCCAUCAUCACGUUUACGCGGCGCCUGUGCAGCCGCAGAGUCAAGGGUGGACCGAUCAUGUACGCGCGCGCGAGCAUGCCCUACAACAGCACGAGCUUCAAAUGGUGGCGCAUCGCGAGUGCAUCGAGGCAGACUGGCGUCAAGCCCACUUUGAGUGGGAGCAACGUCAGAUGCACCAAGCAGCUGCGCAGUACAAGUACGCGAUCGAACAAGAUGCGACGGCGCACACCACGCGGUUCAAGGCGAAAUUGGAGCGCGAGGUGUCUGGAUACAAGGCGCACCUCGACAUGGAGCAGCAGCGUGCGUUCAACAAUGCCAAUCUCAACUGGCAACAGAUGCAGCAGGUCCAGCAGCAACAGCAGCACGUCGUCACAGUCAACGGCGGCGCCACUCAUCAGCGGGACGGCUUCAAGGAGCGCGACCAACAGAAGUUCGUCAAGCGCUUCAUCGUGUACGCCCGCGGUCAAGACGCCAUUAGCGUGAGCAGCGGUGUGCGCAUUGGGACGGACAUCCGCGAGACGGAGUGGGAGGCGAUAUACGAGGCAUCGAUGCUCAUAUCAUCGUCGAGCAAGGCUGUCGUCGUCGCCCGCCUCAAACAGCUGUCGAUGGACAACACCCUCCUUCGCACGAGCGACCGCAUGACGGACUGGCAGGCGAGGUACAUGGACAUCCUCACGGAUGAGGCAGCCGAGGACAUCGACUACUUCCAUCCCAAGGCCGUCAUCCAGGCGCUCAAGUAUGGCAUGAAAUCCGACGAAGCGAAGGCGCUGGUGCGCAACAGCUACGACUUCGAUGACAAGGAGAUCAAGUUCAACGUCUCCAAGUUCUGGAGCCAUGUGCGCUGUGUGCUGAGCAACGUGCUCCCGGCCAUGGCGGCCGAGGCCGACGCACUCCACGCCAAGGGCAUCAGCAACAAGGAACGUGCCGAAGCAGUCCCAGCUUCGGCAACAGUGUUGGCCGCCGAGGUCAAAAGACUUCAAGACUACGCCAAACUGACAGCGGCUGAGGUCAAAAGUUUGACGCUUGAAGCCAGAACCCGCCCCGCUUGUGGAGGUGGGGGCGGCAAUGGUUGCGAUAGCAUACUUCGACCGCCCGACCCACUCGUGGAUCGGGCCAAAGCGAGCUGCGGGAACGGCGACGUCGCCAAGCCCAAGACGGUGCUCGCUAUCUCGCACCCAGAGGUCGUGUAG